Porites lobata is the source of this 25732-nucleotide messenger RNA. The record is from the annotation of a GenBank genome assembly. NCBI's taxonomy places the organism in Eukaryota, Metazoa, Cnidaria, Anthozoa, Scleractinia, Poritidae.
AUGGUGGUUUGGUUCUUCGAAUUUCUAUGGCUAUUGUGGAUUUUGACGUCUUUUGAAGCGGGAACCACACAAAGCAGAACAAUCAGAGGUUUCUAAUAUUUAUUUUUUGGUUUUCAGUGCGUUCAGAUGAUUGAAUAUAUUUGAUUUCGGGGUUUGAACAUCUAAUGUUUGUUUCUAACUGACUUCAUCAGCUGUUGAUCAAGUCGCCUACGCUGGUUCGUACGGCAGCCGUACUACAAGAUUUUCUCAUGAUCUGGGAUCGGCUAAGCCUCAAAAUGCUCGCCCAAAACUCGAAGUGAAGAGCGAGUAUGGAGGAAAAAAUAUUAAGAUGGAUUUUCAAAGAAGAUUUUCCCACUUCGAGGCAGGCGAAAGCGCCCUCUCAUCUCGCCAGGACAGCAACAACUUUACAUCUAGCGCGGGUCGCAAGGACCUGCCGGAAAUUUAUAUUUUAGUUUUGGUAAGUCGCCUUUGUACCAUCUCUUCCUUAUUCGAUGUCAAUUUAUUUUCACAUGUGUAUCCGGCACUUAGGCAGAUUCUUCUUCCUUCUCGGUUGAGGUUCAGUGGAAUACGUAUAGACUUGCUUUUUUACUCCUAAAAUGUUUCGAUUCGACAGUUUUUCUCUUAGGUACCCGUUACAGUUUCUUUUUUUCCGAUCGAAUUAUAAUAAUUGCCUGUUGCUAAACAACUUGAGUUGUAGUGUAGAAUCGUAUGAUGUGGAUAAAUAGGGACACGAAAAAAACUCGAACGUUACUGUUAACGGCCGAGUAUAUCCGAAUUUGAUAGCGGUUUCGGGACAGCUGGAGUAAUUUUCAUCACAGCUAAAAUUUUAGUGGGUUUUACUAUGCCAAAAAUACAACGCUUAGGAGGCAUGUUAUGUUAGCUCGGUAAAUUUUAUGUCGUGUUUCAUUUUAGACGUUCUUUGCUUUACUGACACUAAGGUAACUUUUUAGAUCAAUCCAUUGAGGUAGUGAGUCGGCUUUACUUGGCGCGUAAAAAAUUUUUGCGUGAUCUUUCGAUCUCGCAUUAUCUGACCGAAUAAUUAUGUCCGUUCACGAUCACUGCUCGCCACUUCUUGGUGAUUUUCAUUUUAAUGGGGUUUGAUUCGCUGAACAAUAAUUUUCGUGACAUCGUUCAUUAAACCUUCCCACACAAAAACAACAACUGACCGAAAUUUAGUUGAAAAGUAGCGUAGGUGUAUCUUGACUUUCGUCAAUUUCUUGCGAAAAUAUUCGCACCGGCCGGGUCAAAAAAUAUCGUCUGCCUAAUUUCAAAUUGAUUCUGACUUGGCUGAAAAGGAGGGGAAAUUUGAUAAAUUAGCGGAACUUUAGAACCGUAGAUACAAAACCUGUUUUUGCCGGUAAAAAACGGUUGAUGCUUCCGCCAAUAUUUCAUCUUUAAUUUGUAGCGGGUUGUUCUCUAACGAUAGAGCUCGAUUAACAUGUUAAAUUUACAGGUUUGAAGUUGCAUCUAAAAUUUCGACUGAGAUCCGAGUCUCCUUAUGCACACCUGUUAUCGAAAAUCUAAACAAAAAUAUGAAACAGGAAAGAAUUAACUUGCGUCGAGAAUCCUCCAGUCUUUUUUCCUGUUUGGUAGUAUUUUUCUUUUUAUGUUAUGAAUGCGUCUAAUUUUUAUUUUAAAUAUAUCAGUGGACAUUUCGAGGCACGUGGCCCGCAAUUUGACAGAGAGAAACUGGUAUAUAAGUGUUUUUAUUUUUUCGUUCAUCAGCAGCCGAAAAUAACUUGUGUUGGGGUUUGAAUUAAUUUGGUGUUAAUGACAACAAUUUCAGAUAUUUGAAUUUGAAAAAGUACAAAGAUUGCUAUCUCUUUUUAAUUUGUAAGCUCGACCACAGUAGUUCAUGCCAACAUGAACGUAAUUUCAGCAUAUCUCGAUCUGGCAGCUACACUGUACAUGAAUAAAACUGUCACCACUUCAUUAAGCAUUUUGUCACUUUGGUGUUUCAAGGAAGAAAAUUAUUCCAGUGGCCAAUAUAAGACGUUGUUUUUGAUGUAAACAAAUCAGAUUCAGUUAUUUGAAAGAAUAGGAAGUUUUCUUGUUUUGAUUUCCCUUGAUUGAUUUCAUAAUGUAUUUCUCAUCUUUUGAUUUAUUAUGAGCUGAAAGUGGGAAUCAGUUUUGAAAUUAUUAUUGUAGUUUUUUUGGUAGAAAAAUGUUGCAGAGUUUGUAGUUACAUAUUUUAGUGUUCAUGUAACAUGAUGCAUACAUGUACAUUGUUUCUUUCCAUAUCACAUGGUUUGAUUAACAGUUAACGGUUGUCACAUUCAGCAUCUCCAAUGUCUUCUAAUUCAACAAUGAGCAUUUCGUAUAUUUACAUUAAUAUGUGGAUGUUAUGUAAGAAUGAAAUAUUGCUAAUGAAGGAAUCAAGCCAAAAAUUAGUUUCACUUUGCCUCGUUUUGUUCAUCCAUAGCUAAAAAAGGGUGUUGAUGAAUAAGUAACGGAUGUACCAUAAUGAGACUCUAGAUCGUCAAAAAUUGUGGAAAAAAUCUGGAAUUUAAUUAAGAACCUCUAAACGAACCCUUAUCAGAUGAGGAAUUAUUAAAUUGGUUUCACUGUACUCAUCCUGUCCAAUAUGUGCUUACACUGUCUUCACUUUGAAAUCUGAUUUCAUCAAUCAGAUUUUCCCGAACUCUCUAAUCUCCUGUUGACUGACUGAAAAACUACCAGACAGUUGGUGCAUUUAUGAGAGAUUUGUCUUGACCCACUCAACCUCUGUGAUGAUCUAAACAAUUUUUUUCUGUUUGUUUUGUAAUCGAGCUGUACACUGUAACUAGAAAUACGUAUCUCACAAUAACCCCAGCGAAACUCGGUUUGGUAAUGGCACUGUCGGUCGAGGUUAAGAACUGGAUAGGUGGCAAACAGCGAAUAUUGUUGUAAAGGUCCAUAUGUUGUUCUUUCUUUUCUUCUUCUUCUUCUUUUUUGCAUAUUGUGGGGUGUUAUUGUUAAAAGUGUAUUGAAAAGCAUACUUAGAAUUAUUUUGGCCUCUGGAUUUAGAAAAAAACAAAAACAAAGCACAAAUGUGGCACUGCAGUUCACAUGAAAAUUAUUAUACUUCAGGCUGCUGAAACUUUGCAGACUUUGAUCUAUACAUCCAUGGGGAAAACCGGCAAACUAAUAAAUUUGGGUUUUCCACAGUGUAAAAUGAUCAUAGUGCCUCUCAUAUUCCAGUCUCCUGUUCCUCUGUCUCUUGUUGUCGGUGUUGCCUUUGCUGUGCUAAGCAAUGUUCUCUCUGCUCCUUUGUUUCUUGUUGACGUCUUCUCCUUCAUUGUUCACACUGAAUUUGAAGUCGGCGUUCUCGCUCCGGGGGAGUUUCGGUGCAAAAUCUUCCUGGGUGAGGAUUUGGAGCCACUUGUUGUGCUUGUGUGUCAUUUGCAUGGGAAAUUGAUCAUGAUUCACCGAUUGUAAACAUUUGUUUCAGAGACGAUGAAUAAACGCAACAGCCUUUCAUGAAAAUGUGCCCUGUUCAUCUGUGGCAAAGUCUAUGUUGCCUGGAAACGCAAAAUACUCCAUGACAAAAUGCUACAUGACAUCAUUGGCGGACACCAAGCAUAUAUUCGUAGAUUUAUGGGGCAUCGAAAUUUUUGCAGCUGGCUAAGACCAUGCGUGGUUAGCAGACUGCGCACACGACAAGUUUUUAAAGUCGCUACGACAGCACCGAGCUUCACUUGGAAUAAAAUAAUACAGUGAUAGGUUAUUAAACGUAUUUGAGAUACCAUGCUUAAAACUAGAGUCUAACUGUUUCUCAGUGAUAUCAAUGAUCCCCACAGUAAUCUCUGAUUUACUUUAUGUUCAGCUUUUCCCUGGAAAAAGCAGUUGAGCUACAUGUGCAGUCCCAGCUGUCUUUUUAUGCUUAUUCUUUUUCUAGGCUUAAAGAAUGACAAUAACUUUGGACGAACAGGGUGUAAAGAAAGUCAGUUUUACAGCUUGAUAUUCGGGCAAGAUGUAGCUAGCUUUGAAUAGCCCAAAAAUUUGUUUUGAUGAGCAGCAUUGAUUACAGUUCUUUUGUGAUUUGAAUUUCCCCCAAAAAUUCAUUUGCCUGUUGGCCAAGUUACACGUAAGAACAGAAUUCAUUAGCCCUGUGCUAUUGGACACACCUUUUGUUGCCUGCUGGCAAAUCCAUUUAAGUCCACAUGAAAUGCUGUUGGGUGAAUCAACUUUUGGGAUAAAACACCCUGAUGCCAUAAAAAAAACAAGCUUAUGUGAUCUUUUCCCAACCACCUACUUAAUAGUAAUGGUGAUAAUAAUGAUGGUACCUAUACAGUCAACUACAGUAAUUGGAGACACCCUUGCAACUGAAAGUUGGCGUGCGUAAUAACCAGAGUGUUAGGCUGUGAAUUCAGCUGCUUCUCAUCGCUCCCCACCUCCCUGUCUUGCCUAGCAAGUGAGACGUCUGCAGUUAAGUCCAAAAAAUUCUACACUGAUGACCUAAAUCACAGUUUACAUUAUUCAUGUGGUAGUCAUUGGUUUCCAGAACUGAUGUAAGGGUAUGUUACUCCUGGUCUAUUAUCAUAAAGUUUUUAUUAGAUUCAUUGCUUUUAUAUUUUGCUCUUUGUGACCUUUAUGUCUUUUUUCUGUCAUUCAUAAACAGUAGCUACAAGAAAUAGUUACUUCCACACUCUGCUUAUUACAUGCUUGUGACCGAUACAAAGGUCCAGUAGUUUGGUGGGCAAAUGGCUUCAUUUCUCAGUCAUUCUGUGGCCCUGAGUAGAGUGAACAUUUAUUAGACAAGAGGCGAUUAUUUGGAAGUUGCCAUUUUAUUUGGUCAUCAGGAGUACUAGCCACUCUAAACCUAUCCAAAACAUUAUUCAUGAAUAAACAAUCAGCCGCCAGGUUCUCUGUUUGGAGUUGUUCUUAGAGAUAUUGAGCAGUACUUCAAAAUGGUUAUUUUUUUGGAACCACCUCCUACACGUUCAUUAUCUGCAUUUAGCAGGAUGGUCAUGAAUAGUAAUGUUCCUCCCUCCUGAGCAUUAAAAAUACAUCUACUUGAAUUAAGGGAAAAUGUGGUCCCCCCCCCCUUAUCAUUGCCAAUUACAAGUAUACUGUAAUAGGGACAGUGACAUAAACUGACAGAGAGGGACAACCCAGUGUCCUCCUUAUCAGGCGGUAACCGGUAAAAUUUACCUUUUGAAGCAACACUUCUUACUGCCUGCAACCGCUUGAAGGUUUGUUAAAAUUAGACAAGUUGUUCUAAGAAAAUAUGCUAGUUGUGAUCUUCUUUCUAAUAUGGGCCAUGUAGUAUUGAAAGAGAACAUUGAAAAUAGGAUAAAACUAUUGGAAUCAUACAUUUCAAAUUGUUAUCUUAAGAUUUAAACUAAAAAUAAACUAUAAAUUUGAAUGGAGAAAGUAUACUGCCGAUUGUGGUUCUUUAAAUAGGAAAUUUUAAACUUUGUUUUAAGUUUUUAACCUCAAUUCGGAAGGCUGAUGGCUUGCAACAGCGGAUUAGCCUAGAGAAGGUCUUAAUAAGAGAAUGACAUUUCAGAGAACGUAUGCCAAGGAGGGCAGGGCCAUGUCCCUCACUCCACUUUCCCCCUCCCCAGGAAAGUGCCCCUCUUGGAUAUAUUUUUUUCCGUACCGGUCAGGAAUGGUCCCUGACCUCCUGGGCUGAAAUUUAGGGAGAACACUGCAACCUGAGUUUAAUUCAGGAAGUUUGUCGCGAAGAUGAUGAGCAUUUUGUUUUAAAGCGAUGUUUGUCCACAUACUGAGUUCCGGGGCUUGUUUCUCGAAAGUCCUGGUAACUUUUCAGGCUCGGAAAGCUGUUUUGUGUUUUCCGUGUUUACAGUUAAGAUUGAAGUUUCAAUAAUUUUGAAAAUAAUACAAUGAAACUCUCAGGUAACAAAGCAACUUGGACUGGUUUGUGAGCUAGGAACUGUGCUACUAUUUAGCAAGUUUUGAUUUUAAAAUUUGUCUUUGGCCUGAAAAGUUUCUGGUUCUUUUGAGAAAUGGAUCCCUGGAAAGCAAAGUGUGGAAAUUAGUGUGAUACUGUUCAAUGUAUGUGAUUUGUGUAUAAAUCACAGUGAACAACAACAAAACUACAACAACGCACUUCAUUAAGAAACAUUUGAAUAGUACCUACCCACAAAUAUUAAAAAAACUAGUCGAGACAGGUAGGUAUGAUUAAGUUAGGCUUAUUACAACUAAGUUUUUUAGCGCGAUACCUAUUUGUACUUGCAAGCAUUUCAAAUUAGCAGCAGUGAAAGAUUACAGUAAAUUAUAGUAAAUUAAAAUAAAUAUAGCAGCACUGAAAUAUUGCAAAUAAAAAAUAGCAAAACAAAAUAACUCCACAGAGGAAAGAGAGAAAGGAAGAGAUUUCAAUAUACUGGUUGAAGUUAUAGGAUUGUUACUGUUUUACAGGUUUUUAAUUAUUUCAAGAAUUAUUGAUGAUGGGAUGGUGUAAGGCGCAAAUUCAAGUGAACUGAAAGUAACUAAUAUUAGAGGUUAGAUAUUAAAGACAGCAAACUUUUUUUCUUCACAGAACAUUGCUACAGGUCUGAGGAACUUCAGUGAGGGCUUAAGAAAGAGGUUUACAUCUCUUCUCUCAAAAGGAUUAGGUCUUCAUGAGCAGAGUUGUGUAAUCCUCCAUGUCUUCCCAGUAAGUUCUGAGAAACAGCGAUUGAAUUUGAUGAUUAUGUUUAUGUAAGGAAGGAGGAAGUUUUGGGCUCAAAAACAAAAUAUGAAGUGAGUGAUAAUGUCGACUCUUGUUUUAGAAUUUUCAUAUUUUUCUUUACAAAUCACUUCUUCAGAGGCUUAACCUUUUCACUCCCAGGAGUGACCAAAGUCAAAUUUUGCCAAAGUUUCCAAAUUCACUUUCUAAAAUGCUGGAAAACAAAGAGCAUCAUGUUAAAGUUCUGCCAAUUGCAAAGAGGUUUCAUUUGAAUGGUUACACGACAGGAUUUUGUCCACAGACUCAAGAGUUAGAACAACCUCAAAAGACUUCAUGGCAUUCAUUCUGGCAGUGACAGGUUUAAUAAGAAGUUAAGAUCCCAGAGUCUUCACUCUUAUCACACUUCUGACAGCAGGACUGAAUCAUGUUUGCAUCUAAUUUGCAACAUAAUAAUUUGAGUCCUGCUGAUAUGGUGAAAUGAUUAUAGACAGCAGGGAAGUUGUUGAGUGAGUGUGGAUGAAGUGUCCCAGAGGUGUGACGUUGGAAUUAUUAGAUAGCUAUUUAAUUCCCUUCUGGUUCCUUCUUGGACCAACAAAACGGGCUGUUUUAUUUCUCAUAAAUUUAACGUCUUUAUACCUUGUGGUGUUUUAAUGGUACAUAUUUGUUGUGUGUUGGCAAAUUCACGAGUUUCUAAUAAUCUGUUAUUAUACUUGAUUUUCAACCUCUGAUAUUAAUUUUUGUAUUUGUUUACAAAAUUAAUGAAGACAGACAUUUUCUCUGUACAGCCAAUUUUUUAUCUCUAUUACAUUUUCUUUAGAGGAGGGCAAUUACACCUAUUAUUUCUCAUAAAUAAUUGAUGAUUUUGUCAUGCCAUAUGACUGAGUAGGAAAAGUCUCUGGAAAUACAAGGUGUAUGCCCUAUGAGAGGUCCAUUACGUGGCAAGUUACGAGAUUACCUGAAACUACAGUAGAUUUGGCAUGGAGCACUUAUUUUCAUUAAAUUCACAAUACCACCAGAAAAGGCGGUGUGGCGGGCACAAUAAUUAUUUAUUUGUUACUUUGUCCAGAUAAUUUUGUUCAUUUCUUUUUUAAUAAUGUAAAAUUUCUUACAGAUUGUAUAAUCAGAUGUAAUUUGAGAUUCAGUUCAUUGCAUAAUAUCAGAAGUCAUGCCAUUUUAUAAUCACUUGCAAAUUGUAGAGACUUCCCCUCUGGUGUGGAAGUUAGAAUUAUUUAUGAACAAUUUUCAAGUAUUCUGUGCAUUGUUUUAAUUUUAGAUCUCUGUUCAGAGGAUCCAAGUUGAACUGUACUGCGAGAAAGAUAUGGUUAAGGCUAUGGGGUCUGAGUGGGAACCUAAUGUGUUUAUCCCUGCCAGCAAAAUGAUCCAAACGCUGGAUACUCCAAGCAUGCAACCAUUCCUGAAGGAGUUUAAUGUUUCUGCUUAUGGUGUGAAGGUGAAAUUUCUUCUCAGUAUUGUUAAGCCCCUUUUUAAUGUCAUCUUCAAACUCUCUGUUUGUUGCCAGUAGAGAGUCUGUAAGCAUUUUUUAACCCCCAUUUAUGGCCAUAUCAGAGAAUAAAAUGGGUCAAUAUACUCAAUGAUUAAAAGUUACAACUUAACAUUAACUUAUGAAGACUUGAUUCAGAUUUUUCAAUUGAAUUUUGCUUUUUCGUGGUUACAGCUUCUGUUGAAGUGUGACCACGAUGUUACUGAGUUUUUAGUAAGUAAAUAAGCUUAUAAAAAUGCUACUUAGUGACCCCCUCAAGUUUUUUUUUUGCUUCACUGUUCAAGCACAUACAGUGUACACCUGCAGACCUCCAUCAAUUAUUAUGUGCAAUUGCAUUAAGUCUUGUCUCUACCUUGUCCUUAUUCCCUUGUUUUAGAAAGAGAGAGAAAUAUACAUUGUUCCUCUCUGAUCCCCUGAAUGGUUUAUCUCCAUAUGUAUUUUAAAAUUGUUACUUUUGUAACUUACAGGAGUCUCCUGAGAUAGAUCUGGCAGUGUAUCAAGAGAUGUGGUUUCCAGUAGCAGUUGUAGCUGGAGUGACAAUCAUACUCAUUUUUUUGGCUAUUGUGUGCUUGGUAAGACGUAGUAUACUGUUCACACUUGGAUUAAAUCAUUAAUAUUAGGGCUGUGUACCAAUAGGGCCUGAAGGCCUUAGGCAACUUGAACAAAAACAAUGACAAAAACAGAAGAAAACAGCAUUUUUCAAGAGUUAGUUUGAACAAAAGGUUUCAUGUCUGUAACCUUCAGUCUCUUGAUAGGUAAAUGACUUUGGCGCCAAAAUUCUGUAAAUUAAAGCCAUCAGUUAUCUGCAGCUUGAAGGUUUCCUUGCAAAUUAGUAUUAAGAAUGCUAGCAUCAUAUUUAUUACUCUGAACACCUACUAACAACUGCAGCUCUUUAAAUUUGAUUGUGGUGAAAUGAGAAACAUUGCUAAAACCAUAAAAAGGACUGUAAAAGGAUUGAAGUCUCUGAAAGUGGAAUAAAGGCCAUUUUUAACUUCACUGUGAAUAGAAUUGUAUCAAUAAGGAGACAAACUACCCUAGACAAUUAACAGUGGUGGAUCUGAAAAACAAGAUACUUUUAAAGCAAGGCGACAAAUAUGUGUAUAUUAUUAUAAUUGUUUAACAUGGUGACAGAUAGUUUCAAUUAAUUCUUUUAUCUUUGACAGCUAUUCUGUCGUCGUCAUUUGGAAGCAAAAGCUGAAGAGGAACAUCGCACACAGCACCUGGACCCUGAGAAACUCCUCUAUCCUGCUGUAGAUCCCACAAACACCGUGUCUGCAAGCAUGAUCCAGCCAGACGCUGGUCGAGUUUACACUAUCACAGGAUUGCCUCCCAAGGCUAGGAAGUGGAAAGGUUCUCAGCUCUCACUCUCAGACAGGUUUGGAGAAAAUAUUUUCGACUUAAGCUUGUUAACUUUUGUAAUAUAUUGUAUAUUCUACUGUGUAACAAUUAAUGAAUGAGGCUGAGUAUCUUAUGAAGAAUUAUGGAGAUCGACGAGGGUGUGGCCAAGGCGGAUAACAACCACGUCGAUCUCCAUAAUUCUUCAUGAUAAGAAAGCCAAAUUCAAUGAUUGUUUUAUCAUUCAUUCAAAAUAAUUCCUAGUUUAAAAACAUGGCUAAAACAUGCUUACCUCGAUCGAUGUUAAGUUCAUCUUCGAUAGUGCACGUUUAGGGUUGUCCAGCUCCGCAAAUUUUCUCCAAAUAGCAGAUGUCGCCCUUCGAGUUGUCUUCUUGCUGUUCUUGCCGUGUUUUUAGCAAUUUUUUCGCCUAAUUCUUACUCUUGAAACGAGUGAAUUGUCCGCCAUUUUUCCAGUUCACAACCAAAACAACUCAACCUCAUUCCCAGGUCUUCUCAGUUAACGGUGCAUUAACUUGCAAGAACGCUGCAUUUUUGACGUCAUUUCCUCGCCAAACACAAAUUCUUCCAAAUUUGUUCAUCAGUAACUGGUUAUGGUGAAUUAAACGUGUGCUUUUGGCCAAUCAGAAUCGGGGAAAUAUUUUGAAUGAAUAAUAAUGACUUGUAUAUUAUGUGGCUGACCACAAUUUAAAUUUUUGGUUUUGUGCCAUUGAUUAUACAAAAAUAUCCCUUACCUACUUUUGUUGUGAACAGUACGUACAUAAGUCAACAUGCAUGUACAUUUAUGCUUUUAGAGAUAAACAACCUCUGAAUUAACAUUUGUUGACUAUUCUCUCUGGGAAUUCUGCAGUAGAAUAGACUUUACCUCUGUUACAUAGUGCUAGUGUGCUGUGCAUAUCCUGUGGCAAUCCUGUACGUGUCUGACUUUCUUUCUCUCCUUCACUUCUUACAUACCCCUUCCACCUCCUUGCGGUGAUGAACCAGUUGUCUACCGGGAGCUCCCCGCUCCCACCACCUCGGGCUCAGUGUCCCAUAUCUUAUUAGGGUUAUUUUGAGAAUUAUACAGUACUGUGUAUCGGUAAAUUAAUUUAAAUUAAUAUGAAUUUUUGAGGUUUAAUUGUGCUGGUAUUUCACAUUCUAGGCGUGGAUCUUCUUUAGUUCUGGAUCUCAAAUCUUCAGCAACUGAAUUAGGAAGUAGCUCUCCUGCCCCAAGUAUUCUAGAAAGGUAUGAAACAUAUUUUAGCCUUAAAAUAAUCUAUCCCUGCCAAAGCCCAGUUUAGGUGACAGUUUCAUGUAGAUGUUGAAUUUUGAACCUGUAAGAACUACGGCAGUGGCUAUUUUAAAGAUGAUCGUCUUUAUCAAAUAGAAAUUGAUUUCUUCCUUUAUUAACGUUAGAAUCUCUUGUUGUGAUAAUUACUUCUUUCUUUCUUUUUUUCUCUUUUUAUUAGUCCCACAGAAGAAAAGCUAGCUUCUAAAUCCAGACCCUUGACUUAUAACGAAUUAGAAGAUUGUGUAAAUAAUUCAAAGCAAGUAACUACAGAAUUUUGGGUGAGUCACUAGAUCAUGUAGUCAUAAAUAAAGAGUGAAAAGGGGAUUUUGUUUGGGAUUGUUGUUCAUGCAAAUAUGUCAUGUAUUCUUUUCUCAUGUCUCAUGCCCCCUAUUUGUUUUUUAUGGACUGGCCAAUCACUACAUUGGAACCUUGACAUAACGAAGGGCCAAGGAACUGGCAAAAUUAGUUUGCUUUACUGAGGUUAUUUUUUCUUAUAAUAUUAUUUUAAUAUUACUGGGGUAAAGAAAAUCAUUUGUUUUACCUAGGACCUCAUUAUGUAGAGGUUCAUCAUAUCGAGGUUCCACUGUGUAGAGGAGAUGUGGUAUUAAGUUUUCUUGAAACUCUUCCCAAAGCUCUGAGUUAAUGCUAUUUUGUGACACUCGUAAGGCUGGGUAGGGGUCAUAGUACUUCAAGUGGGCAAAGGAGGUUUAAACAUUAAUAUUAGGCUGAGCUAGCAACAGGACGGGAAAGUCAGUUGACAAGGGGAAAGCGCACGAAAAGGACUAAACAUGGCUUCCGGUGCCCAAUUUUCUGCUCUGCCGUUGGUCAAGCCAGUUGUUUCAUCUGCGCAUGCCUUCGUCGACUGAUGUUCACGUUCAGUUGCUAAAUCAGCCUAAUAAUGCUUAAAACCUUCUUUACAAAACAUUGUAAAAAAAGUAAAGGCUUGACAUGACUCCCACCAGACAUAAAUGUCAUGUGGAGUGAGUUACAAUAAUUCACUGAAAGCAGGCCUAGUUUGGAGAGUUCUAGCACAAUACCUCUGGGGGACUCCUACAUGUAGUUUUGAAAGUACCGUAUAAAUCUCUUGUGCAUCUGUAAGGGCUACCAUUUUCUGUUCUCUACUCUCCCAUACAUGUAGUGUAUUAAUUUCCCCUCAGGAUUUCUGAUCUGGCCCUGGUUGUUCAAACGUUGGAUAGCGUUAUCCAUUGGAUAAAUCUCUAUCCAGCAGAUAGAUCCAGCUAAUUGAUUUCCAUAAUACUUAUCCGGUGGAUAGUGAUUUACCCGGUGAGUAGUGCUAUCCAACGUUUGAACAACUGGGGUCUGAACAACAUUUCAUAGAAACCCAGAUUAAUCUCACUUCCUUUAUUUAUCCAGGAAAUGCCCAUGAACCAUCCGCCUCCUGAAGAAAGGCUACCUGGUUCAAGUUAUAGAAAUAGAUAUCCAUUUAUUUUACCAAGUAAGUUAAAUUGUACAGUGGAACCCCAUUAAUACAGACACCAAUGGACAAAAAAAAAUUGGCCGUAUUACCGGGAUAGGGUCAAAUUUCAUGACUUGAGGGCCGUAAUAACAAAUACACCAUACAUCACAUUUGCACCUCUUAAACAACUAGUAAUUACAAAAACUACUUGAAACUUUCCUCAAGGCUCAAUAUUAACGGCUGCCCGCUUGCCUGGGGCUACUAAACAUUUCCUCUGGUCCGGAUUGGACAACUGAAAUUUCUGUGAAAGUUAUAGAUUAACUAGACUUUCUCAAGGUCCUUCGCUUCUCAUUUCCGGUUCCGGUAGUUGGCCCCAGCGUGAAGGACUUUUAUCCCCUGCAGCACGCCAAAUUUACAGGAGGAAUUUUCCUCCUGUAGGUUUUAUCCAAUCACCUACGGUUUUACUGAUGCGCUGUCAAUCAAACACGAUCACGUCACAUGAAACGUGACAAUCCUAAAAGGUAAUAGGGAUAUGAUCAAUACAUUGUUCCUGACACUGUAGCUGUCAAACCUACGUUUGUUGCUUUUUUUUCAGCACUCGUAAACAUGUCCAUGGCCUCUCGUGUCAUUCUCUCAAAAUUCUUUGAUGAACAGUGAAUUCAAAGCCACCCACAAUACCUUUCGGGAUUGUCACGUGCACUUUUUGCGACAGCCUUUCUCAAAAUAGCUGUAUGCAACAGGUAGAACUCUACAGAAGAUCAAAUGUGCAGUCAUUAUUUGAUACAGUGUAUUAUUAUCAAUGGCUGCUCCUGAUUUUAUAAAUAAAUUAUAAAGUAUUAACCUAUAUUGAUAACUGUCUAAAUUAUCUUCUCUCAGAUGCUAGGACUAGAGUAAAUUUACCAGAAGUACCUGGAGAUCCUCUCUCUAUCUACAUUAAUGCAAAUUUUAUAAAGGUAUAGUUAUUAAUUUGAGGGUUUUAAGGUACAAAGUUUUAUAUCUCUCAUCAGGCGUGGAUCUAGGAUAAAUACUGACCGAUUUCCUAAACGAAGGGCCGAGGGAGCAAGCUUCUAGGGGAGCCCGGGGGCAUGCACCCCCAGUAAUGUUUUGGGAUUUUAAGUCCCUGAAGUUCCCUUUCGCGGGUUUCUGUUCAAUGCCCGGAAAUUGGAAAAAGAAAACAUUUGUCCAGACCAUCUUUGAAAGUUCUAUUAUUAUUAUUAUUAUUAUUAAAAAUAUGUUUAUUACGAAAAAUCUGACCAAUUUCCGUAAAACGGUGGAAACCGGUGUGGAUCCGCCCCUGCUCAUAACCUAGUCUCUCUGCUAUUACGUAAAGGCAAACUUGUGGACAUAUAUUUCCUGAGUUUUUCCACAACUUGAGAACAUUCUUUUCACAUAAUUAUUGUUCAUAUAUUCACAAAUUCAGUCAUUUGUGUUAAUGUUAUAGAGUAAACUUAGUUUGCUACAGAACUCAUUUCCAACCUUCCCCUUCUAGUACCUGCUCUUACUAGCAUAAUGUACUAUUAAUUAUUUUAUUUACCUUGUCUAUGAUCCUAGUUGCACAAUGUCAUUACUAUUUUCGUUAGCAUUCAUCUUUCCCAAGACCACAGGAAACUCCUAUCCUUAGGACAAAACAGACUUGAAUGGAUAUUUUCCCUUUCAAUGCUCUUACUAUGGUGACCGUGAACUCACAAGAUUAAAAUGUAUUUCAGGGUUAUAAGGGUCGGAAACAAGCUUACAUUGCAACUCAAGGUACAUGUACCCAGUGGUUUUUUAAUUUGAUUAAUUAGUUAUCUAUUUCCUAUUAAGUUAUUUUUAGUCUUUAAUUUUUUUAUAAUUUCUUGUAAUUUAUUAUUUUGUUUAACCCAUUCGCUCCUGGAGAUUUUGCCAAAAAACGCGUUUUGAAGCUAGUCGAGUGGUUUUCUGGUCACUGUCGUGCUAUAAAGAGCUAAAACUUACCACAAACUGGUUUACAAGUCGAACACUUCGCGGCCUUCUGAUCCAGAUGCAAACUAUCAGCUCGCGAAGUUCGGGCAUGCGUAGAAAGCAAAAUUUCAAGAUAGUUUUUGGGUUUAAAAGUGACACGGCAGUCUUGACUUUUACUUUUCGCUUUCUCUCCUCCCUUCUUUUUUCGCUUUUCUUGCCUCAUUUUUUUUCCUCUUGCUGGGCAUUUAGUAGGCUUCAUUUUGGUGGGAAGAGUUUUUAGGAAAGCUUUUAGGAUCUUAGGAUUAGGUGAAAGGAAAGGUAGGUGGGUAAUGGAACAAGAUUUUCAUGGAGAUUUUCAGGUCAAUGUCAGGUGGUUUUUUGCUUGUUUCUCCGGUGUCCUUGACUAAAUUGUGCUCAUUCUGGUAUGGUUUGAAAGAUCUCUUCACUCUGCUCAAGUUAGCGAAGAAAGUUGUCCUUGACCAUUAAAACUGAUGACGUCACAAUGGGUAGAAAGGACCUGGAUCCGCACGGGCGGUUACGGGCGGUUCAGGGGCGAAUGGGUUAAUUCUUUUUUUCAUUAGUCUGUUAUCUAGUCCUCAUCCAUAUUACGAUUUUUAUUUCACUUAUUAGUAAACUGUUAACUUUCCUUAGUUAGUAGCCUUAGUCUUUAUUGUUACAUUUUGCAUGCAUUGUCCUGCCUCGAAUAUCCUUGCUAGCUGCAGGCAAUUCUUCUGUAAUUUUAUUUGUUUAUUAAUAAAGUUUUGUUGUUGUUGUUGUUGUCGUCUAAUUCACCUGUAAGUGUUAAGAACAUUUUUCUAUUGAAUUAUGGGUUAUCUGAAUAUUUCUGACAACAGGCAGUAACAUUCUUCUUGCAGGUCCUUUAUCAUGUACAGUUAAAGACUUUUGGAGAAUGAUUUGGUAUCACCAGUGCCCCAUUAUUGUAAUGAUUACAAAACUUAAAGAAAGAAAUGAGGUAUGACUAUGAGUGGCAGUGAAAUUAAAUUUGCGGUGAACUAUAUUCAUCAAAAUUAGUAAUAUGUUAAAUUUCAUUACCUUAAAUUAAGGCCUUUUUUCAAAAAUACCGUAAUACUCUUUGUUGUCCCUCCAAAAUUUUGCAUAAGCAUCGUUUUCAGAAAACAAUGCUUUUGCAAUUACCCUCACAGAAAAGUAUAUUUCUGUGAGGGUAAUCCUAAGCAGGGUCUUGUUUUUUUGCAAAGAAACAACAGGAAAAAAAACAGAUAUUCUGUCAAUUCACCUCCCACUUAACGGGGAUCAUUGUCCAGUACAUGGUCAUAGCUUCAUCCUUGUAGCUGACCAUAAGAAUCCUUUACAGUAGAUGAGCUGGCAUCAGCCUAGUCAAAUAUAUUUUCCAGUACCAACUGGGAGUCUUUUGUGGGGGGUAUAUGAUUGUGUAUUUUUUAUGGUUAGAGCAUUGUUGUCCAUGGGGAAGAAAAGAAAUCGAAAGUUUAACCAGGGAAGGGAUAUACAAGAGAAGAAACAUUGGAGAAUGAAUGAAACCUGGAGUUAACUUUACAAUGUACCUAUACAUGGUCAUACCACAGUAGUGAGAUGUGGGUACUGACAGCACUGCACCAAAACCAUUUCCUCUUACAACAAGUGUGCUCUUUACUCCGCAGACAAAAUGUGAACGAUACUGGCCAGAUCCAACCUUUAGAAUGCAAGAGAAGUAUGGAGACAUAGUUGUCACAUUUGAUUCUGCCAUAGGACGAGAUGGUUAUCAGAUAACAUCUUUGUACAUAAGUCACUCACAGUCAUUAGAGGCUCCACGAAGGGUGUACCAUUACUGGUAUACUGCUUGGCCUGACCAUGGAGUCCCAGACUCACCAAGACAAUUUCUCAGAUUAGUGGAAGAAGUACACAUUGCACAGGACAGGGAAGAUGUGAAAGAGGGGCCUGCGGUAGUGCACUGCAGGUUGGUAACGUUUUGGUUAACUUCAUACUGACAGUAUCAACUGUCAGUAGAAAGUUUCCUUGAGUAUUUCAUCUCUCAAAGGCUGUUUCUGUAUUGUAUUAGUUUUGAAGGCAAGUAUCCAUUUUCAGCUCCACUAGAAUAUCCAUGGUCUCUUAUGAAUGAUAGUUACAGCUAGGAAACAAAGGAAAAUUCCCUUUAAUUACUAGUCAAACUAGGUUGAAUGGCAGCUAUGUGGAGCCAGGGGACUGUUUUGCAAAAGUCUUUUUUAAAUCCAGAAUAGCCUACUUACAAGUAUGAUGCAAUGUUAAGAUUGCAAUUCACACUUGAAGAUUUCAUCAACCAAUACACCUGUCCCCACAUACAGUUGUGGUACUGAGGUCAACUGACAUGAUUCCAAAAAUGACAGUAGAUUAAAUUUAUUGAAAGCUUCAAUAAGAGUUUCUAUUAUUAAAUAUACUUCAGGACAAUGUUAGAAAUAGCCUCCCACACAAGCAUUUUAAGGGGAGCUCGUUUUUCAUCCCUCCCGACAAACGCCUGCUCAACCCAAGAAAACAUUCCUUUCCCAAGCUUAGCCAAUCACAUUGUACUUUCCAAAUUCUGGAAAGUUGACCUUGUCGCCCGCACGGUAAUCUAAUAAUUACUCACUGGGAAAGCUUUCAGACCUCUAAUAAAAUGUUAGAUUCAGAGCAGCGAAAUAAUAUUUAGUCAAAUUUUAGAAUACGCCGUGCACUGCAUAGCCUUAGCGAAGGAAAGAAAAGAAGGAAAACGGUAACUCAAGGGUCUCAUUUUAGUCGUGUUUAGCUUGUCAGCACCUAAUUGCACAACUGUUAAUUGGUCACUUACCACGCAAAUAAAACAAGUGGAAAGGAAUGUUGUUUUCGGUUGAGCAGGUGUUUGUGUGGAGGGAUGAAAAACGAGCUCCCCUAAAAAUGCUUGCGUGGGAGGCUAUGUUAGUAAGAAACCUAUAAAGAAGUUUGAGGCAUUAUUUGUUCAUGCAUGUCAAGUUUGGGAUGUCUAGCCUUGUAUUAAUGAUUCAAACUCGACAAAAAUUAUUCUGUUAAAUGACUGAAAACUGAGAUGCCUCUCCUUUUCUUUUACCCACUGAAAUUUUGUUUCUUACAGUGCUGGUGUGGGAAGGACAGGCUGUUUUAUUGCAGCAAGUAUUGGAAUUCAACAGAUAAAGGUAUGGUCAUACUGGCACUAACAUUCAAUUGGGAGCUCAACAAGUGAGAAGCUUGAUGCGCUGUGCCAUAUCCACAAAGUCAUAUUUGACAAGUUGACAUUCUAUGUAUUUAGGAUUCUUUUUAGCUUAUUAGGUGGUCUGUUAAAAAUCCUGGGAUAUCAGAAUAGCAUAAUUAUUUAUUUAUAAUUAUUGUUUUCCAGCAGUUGGAAAUCCUUUUUACAUAUUUAACCUCCCAAACAUCACGUGAAAGCUCUUUACUUCUUAAGUACGAAUACAAUUAACCAUCAGUUGCUGACUGUGUAAAGUUUGCUUGAAGUUGAAAAAAAGCUUCAAGUGAUCUGUGAUUAACCAUGAGGCUCCAUUAUUUGCCUUCCAUCUGCUUGUGAAACACAGGGAUGUCAGUAAGGGCCAGGGGUCACUGAUUUCCCUCAGAUAUUUUAAGCUUGAAAACCGGCUACUUUCAUAGGAAACAAAUAGGUCUUUUGCAUUAGUUGAUCACGUGAUCAAUUUUGGGCAAACACGAAAACAGUUCGUUUUUGAAAAAUUUUGUUAGCACAAGCUGAAAAAGGAUAUUUAAAUUAUGUAACCUGCAAAUUUUCAGCCAUAUGUCUCAAAGUAGCAAUUACAAUGGUGGGUGAAAAUUAGACGGAUUUGUAUGAGAAAAAUAACUUUUGCCACCCAGUCACGCUUGAAUGGUUUACAAUACAAAUUCUUGUAAAUUCUUAAAUUUUAUUUGUUGUGAAAUCUUUCCCUUACACAUUUAAGGGCUCAAAUUGCCUGUUAUGAAUUGAAAGGAGAUUUGAGCCCUGUCAUGCUUAAGGAAAUAUUUCACAACAGUUUCAAAAUUUCGAAAUUUGCGAGGAUUUGUAUGGAAAACCAUUCAUGCGUGACUGAGUGGCAAGAGUUGUUUUCUUAUACAAAUCCCUCUAAUUUUCAGCAGCCGUUGCAAUCCCUACUUUUGAGAUAUAUGGCUGAAAAUGUACAGGUUACCUAAUUUUAAUAUGCUCUUUCAGCUAAUGCUAACAAUUUUUUUCAAAAGCAAACUGUUUUUGUGUUUACGGAAAGUUGAUCAUGUGAUCAAUUAAUGCAAAAGCCUAUUAAGGAAGAUAGAAUAAACAACACUUGGCAACUUAAACUUUUAGUAACAGCCCUGGGAAGAAAGGGGGAAUCUGACAAGUGAUCACAAGCCUCUUAGGGUUUUUUUCCACAAACCCCUCCAAGUACAAGUUUUUAUCACAGGAUUGACCAUUUUCACUUACUGUCAAAUUUGUCUGCAACUAUUAGAAAGAAGAUUGUAUAGACAUUCUCAAGAUAGUAAGCCUUAUGAGAAUAGACAGGUUAGUACUUACAAUAAUUCUUAGUAAGUAAUAAUAUUAUAAGUUUUACUCUUUUCCAAGGCUUAUCCCUUAGUGGAAACCCACUAUACAACCACCUUGUUAGCAAAAUCCAUUCCUUUUAUUUAUCAACCAAUGACCAUCCCUUGGAGUGCCCAAUCAUUAUCUUGUGUGCAGUUUUAGGUUUUUAAUCAUAACUAUAACAAAAUUGUCAAAUCUUGUUGGCUAUCAACUGCCCUGAUUUCAGCCUUAAUUGGACAGUUUAAUAGGACAGUACAGGUCAUGCCUAAGUAAUUGGACAGUACACGCCAUCAUGCGCGCGCUUAAAUGGCUUUUUUUUUUUCACUGCUAGCAAAACAAAAUUUCGGAUUUCUUGUGUUUUGAUUUAAAAAAUAACCUAUUAUGUCACAAAUUUUGUUAAAGUUAUGAUUAAUUGGUAACAGAACUUCGUGUCGUCCAAUUCGGUCUGUAAUCCUUCUCGUGAUUAAACAAAUCGGGCUCCCGCUACGCGGUCGUCCGAUUUUGUUAAUCACUCAUAUGAUUACAGACCGAAUUGGACUCCACUCAGUCCUGUUACCAUUACUAAUACAACAAAUAAGAUGCCUGGCCUCAGUUGGUUAAAACCUGGAUAGCACUAUACAUGGGACAAAUCAUUUUGGAUGGAUUUGUAGUAAUUUGGGGAACCCCUUUUUUAUUACAUUAUCCACUGGACAGACCUUUAUUCAGUGGAUAGUGCUAUCCACCUUUUGAACUACUGGGGCCUGGUGACCCCAGUGAACAAGUGAAAAAAGCAUUAAAGCAGACAAAAAAGUCAGACUAAAUUUAACAGAAAGUCAUCAAAAGUCCAUAUUUAUUGAGGUUUCCAUUGAUUUAUGUAAGAUAUCUAACAGUGAUGGUCAGUUUGAAAUCAUACUUGUUAUGUAGUGUCAAAUUAGGGCUGUUUAUACGAGAUUAGCAACUCCAGGGGCUUCCACUUUUGGCACAGCCAGGCCCUAGACAGAGUUACGCACCCAUGGCCGGCAAACCAGUGCCCUCCAGCCAUGAGCCCCCACACCAAGCCAAAGGGACCUCCGAGCUGAAUGCCAAGCUCAGAGAGAAGGGGCUCAUAGCUGGGAGAAGCCUGAGCCCAUAUACUCCAAACCUGCAGGCACCCACCCAUGCUGAGCAUGUAGAAACAUACAAAGGCUAAACAAGACCCAAGUGCCAAACAUACAGCGCCAAUGCCCCAUAAAUGCUACAAACACUGUAAAACACCACAAACAUCCAACCCCAAUGCCCAGUAAACACUGUUAACGCUGUAAACGCCACAAGGGUCCAACCUCAAUGCCCCCAAAAAACUACAAACUUUCUAAGUGCCACAAAACAACCAACCUGAAUGCCUCAUAAAUGCUACAAACAGCUGUGAAUGCCACAAACGUCCAACCCAAACACUCUAUAAACAAUACAAACGCUGUAAAUACCCAAAAAUUUCAGCCCCAACGCCCCGUGAAAAAACUAUAAAAGGACACUAAAAAAACAAUACCACUAGUUGUACACUUACCAGUAAACAGAUGCUAAAACAUGCAAAAAACACUAUAAUAUGUUUAUAGUACUACUAAAACUAUUUACUACAAAGUACUAAAAGGAAUGUGGGUGCCUGGUGUAUCCAGGGGCCUCCAUUGUGGUCAGCCAGUCCCUAGAAUCUUCUCCCAUGGCUGGCAAAUCCCCACAAUCCAUCCAUGGGCCCCCUUUCCAGGCACCUGUCGUACUGAUGCAUGAUGAAUCUGUGGAAAGAGACAGGGUAGCGUAGAGGGGCAACACUAAAAAAACCGCUUCACUCUAAUGCGACCACCACAAAAACCGCCCAGUUUGAUACUCCUGGCUGUGACGAAGCAACAACGUUCCAUGUGAGUUGUGAGUUUGACCGUUGGCAGGCGGAGACUGUUAAGCUCGUCGCUGACAACUUGUUAAAUUUCCCCCAAACACUGCCAACAACGCUUGCUCAGAGGAAAACUAGGCAAACCAACAAAACCAGAUGAAACGAUCACACAGUUAACCGACUGCCUCAAUGGUAAAACAAUCGCUACACAAAUGCUCAAUGAAGAACUUGAAGAUCCUAGCUGUGUACAAAGCUACCACGUACCCUGUGAGCCUGCACUUAUGGAAUUGACCACUGAAUGCCCGGUAAGCUCGUGGACCACUUGACUGCUAAGCUCGUGAACCACUUGACCGCUAAGCAAGUGAAUAUAAAACCACAGUCGUUCCGUCUCACAAAUACACCACCGACAAGCUGUUGUAGAACUUUCAAACCAUGAAGUUGCAGACAAAACACCCAAGGGAAAAUUAUGGCCGUGCUAAUUCAGAGACAAACGCCCCUCCAGGACUGUUUGCCUAAAUUACGAGGAAACAACGAUUGCACAAAAGCCAAACAUAGCCCAUGUCAACAAAGAAACAAACGGCUUGAACAAACAGCAAAACAGUGAGAAUCAGAUGAUAAAAGAAUGAUCCAGAGGUUAAACGAAAAAGUGGCCGCCAGGGAAAUGUUUUACUGAGCACAUGGAGGUGAUGCAAGCAAGGCUGACCGCACUUGAGCCAAACCACUGACUGCUGACCAUGCCCGUGCUCCUUGUUGUCAACUGUGUCAAAUUAAACUUCAUGAAAAUAAGCCACAAAAGGAACCAUUUUAUAUGAUUAUGGCUUACAUAAGACACAAACUGCUCAUAUAAAUUAUUUGUGGCUUAGUUCGCUGUCAGACCAGUCAAUGAUGACGUAGUUUGUUUUGGUACCUCAUGUAAUUUUCAACAGUGGCUUGAGCGAGCAAAAAUGUGAAACCAUUUGCUCUGGUCAGGAAAAUCCCCAUAUUUUACACUUUCUCUUUCAUUACAAAUUAACAUUUUGGUCAAGAUUGGGCUGUUGCAAAACUUAUGCAGAAACCUCUUUGAAAAGUCCAUCAGCAAUCAAUCGAGUGGUUUGACAGAGAUGUUUCAGGAAUGGAUGAGGUGGAGUUUAGAUGAAAUUUCCAGCUCUCUCGUGCAGCAGGUCAUUUUCCUGCCACUUCGGGGUGCAUCUCUUGGCCAUGAAGGUCUGAAAUAUAAUUGAAAAUAGAGCAUGCACUGCGAUCGUUUAUAGCUUUAGCAAACCACAAACUCAUGAGUGCAUUUAUACAAACACUUUCACGUCCAAGGUAAGCCACGGCUAGGAUAAGCCCACCCCAAAAUUCCUUGCUCAUGAUAAGCUGCGGCUUGAGCUAGCUGUGGGUUGAAUAAGCCAUGCACGAAGAUUUUGUACCAUGUAUACAGGGUGUUCGUGUCCUAUGGAAGCCGUGGCUUAUUUUAUCUUUUAUAAAUGGCCCUAUUGUGACUCCAUCUUGUCAAUACAACCAUAAUGAUUUAUCUGUGGCCCAGAGGUGGUCAUGUUACUAGGGUUCCACGGAGUGUUAUUCUUACCAUAUUCAUAAUCGAUCACUCAUAUAUAGAAGAAAGGCCUAGAGUUUGCUUGUCAUCAGCCUUGUAUAAUUAUAUCUCAAGACAUGACAAAUACUGUGUAACUACUCAUUGUCAAGUGGUUCGUAAAGUUUUACAAGUGUCUAACAUUGUGUUUGUUUAAACCUUCAGGGGAGGAAUGGUUGAAAAUGAUCCACAAUAUGAACUUGUAUACCAAACGCUUCAUCAUUACUGGACAACUCGUACAGGGAGUGAGGAUGAUUCACAUGACAUUGCUUUAGAGGCAAUCUUCGAUGAAUAGUCAGCUAAUUUUGAAAAGAUUGAUGGAUAUACAGAUCAAUAAUAAUCUUACAUGCUGGUCAUGGGAGAAUAAUAAUUUAAAGGCUGCAUCGUUGAGUCUGCAAUCAAGUGUUUUGACCACUGCUAUUCAAGAUGGGCUUAAUAUUGCAAGAUUAUUUAACCUGCAGAUUAUAUAGACAAACUAAAUUCGAAAUUUAUAACCAUAUUAAGACGAUUUGGGACCAUCAGCUAUGUUUAUUAUCAACUUAAAUUGAAGGCGAGUCUUCAAAGCACCUGACCAAGUUGGUUUGUUUGGAAGUAGUUCUGCCUGGAUUGUGGUUUUAUGUUAAUUGGAGGCUUCCCUUGCAGGACAAGGGAACAACAAAGACCUGUUGAAUACAGGAAAUAUAGAGUGACUUCACUGGCUAUGACUCAGAACUGCAUUGUUAAUUUACCAUUACAGAUGACUCAAGUUUGAGAUUAUUGUUAUUUAUGCAUUUAUGAGAAAUUAUUUCAAGAACCAGGAGAAAGAGACAAAUUUACAAGGUGUUUUUUAAACAUUUGUUAAGUUGGAAGAACUGAAAACAAGGAGGCUCUGUGGGCAUGUCCAACUGACUUUUGGAAUUCUUGCCUUCUCAUGAUACAAGGAGGUUUUUGCUACAUAUUUUAAAUCCAGAGUGAUUACACCUCUGUUUAAUGUUACUGUUUGUAUCAAUGGUAUUCGUGACAGGAGAUUUUAGACACUAUAUUAAGGUGAAUUAUUUUUUCAUUCUUCCCCAUCAUCACUACAUCACCACAGGUGCAUUCUGCUCUUAUAUUUUGCAGAGAAGUGCAAUAAUGCAUUAUAAAAUAAAAGGACCUCACACUUCUUAGUUUACUGAGCAUCAAUGCUUUAAAAUUACUUUAUUUUGAACUUUUAUCGCAUGGAUCCUGGUUUACUAUUGGGACUAUAACAAAUUACCGAUAUAAAUGUACUUAAUUUACUCAAAUAAGUGCCGCCCAAUUUAGCCCCGAUAUGAUGACAAUCAAAACAAUUAUUAUUUUAGUUUAAUAAAGAAAAUUAUAAUACUGUAGUUAAAACAAUUCUUUGUGGCAUCCAACUUUCAAGUAAACGUGGCUCUUGAAUUUUAGGUUCCACUUUUUAGAUGUUAAAAAUUUGAUCAGUGCCGCAAUGCUUAUUCAAGUAAAUACGGUAAGCACUUAUUUAAAUUUGAGAGUAAUGACCAAGCCCCAGUUGUUCAAAAGGUAGAUAGUGCUAUCCGCCGGGUAAAUCUCCAUCCACUGGAUAGUGCAUUAUUGGUUUCCCUAAUACUUACCCACUGGAUAAUGAUUCAUCCUGUGGAUAGCGCUAUCCAGCUUUUCAACAGCUGGGGCCAGGGUGAAACAUCAAAUACAUCCUUAAAGUGAGAAAUUAUUACAAAGUAUUUAUCAGAUUAAUAUUAUAUUGUACAGAAUUAUUACUGAGGGAUUUUAUGAAAUUCUUCUAUCAACGUAACUUAUUUACCCCCGAGUGAUGUAUAUGGAUUAUGUUAACACAGAGAAUUGUCAAGGAAGUUUGUAUUUAAUUUAUUUUGAAUAAUAUUAAUAUUAUUGUUAUUAUCAUUGUGUGUAUAAAAUACGGAUUCUGAACCUGCAGCAUUAAACUGGAAAUAUUGGUGUUUAGUUUUUAAUGCCAGUAUAAUUGUACAAGUAAGUUGCUGUAUUUUUUUGUCCAGUUUUGUCUUACAAGUUGCAUGACUUGUAACUGGACCGUACAGUUGACACUGUUAACUUCUUCUUCUUCUUUAUAAUAAACAAUCUAGUGUCAAGUUAGUGUGUGCAAGGAAAUGAUAAAUGCAAAAAGACCAGAAGUUAAUUAAAUUACUCCAAAGAAGCCUUACUUAAGAGACAUUAACUUUUUAGGUGACUAUUUUAAAAAUAAUAUAUAAGUUCAUUCCAAGAUGGUACACAAGAUUGUUUCCUUAAAAUGUUUGGGAUGUUACCAAUCAUGUCUUCUGAAGUGAUCCACCAUGCUCAAACAAGAAGCGUUAAAAUUAACAGUUUCCUAAUUUCAAGGGAAAAAAUGCUUCUCAUGUCCAAUGUUGGUAAACUUCAUGUUAAGCUCCUCAUCAUCAGGUUGCCAAGUAUAUUCUGAGAUAACGGUAGCCAAAAAUUAUUUUCGGGCUUAGGGUUUGAAAGCUGUCUGGUAGCUGUUAUAAUUUUGGUCAGUAACUUAUCUAUCUUGUAACUUUGUGGAAAAAGAAAAGAAAGGAACCAUUGUGAAAUAACCUGUUCCUUCAAAAAAGACAUGAAAAGAUAAAAUACUGUCCUGAAAAAGUGAUACUCUUGGAUUAAUAGCCUUAAAAAUAUGGCACUGGUAAAUAAUUCUGAUUGUUUGAUUUUAGUUUGCACUGAAUAUUUAUAUACUUCCUUAACUGUAAAUAUUUUUCUUCCUGGUGCAAAUUAUUUGAAUUAGUUUUGGAUAUUUGGGCACUGCUUUGUAUAUUGCAUACAAUGUACAUGAAAAUAAUGAACUAGAGGUUUUUAAUGAGAUACCUUUAACCUAGAUGUAUUCUUAAAACCAUGCUUUCACUUUUAUGCUGGAUAAAACAUGGCAUUAUCUGUGACAGGCCAAACUGUAACAACUACCACUUUGUCCUAGUUGCUAGAUGUGAUGUUAUAACAGGAAUGUUGUAACAAACACCUCUUAAAAGAUCUUUUUUAAAAGAAGUGCAAGUGUAGGUCAUAUCUUCCAAAAAAAAAAAACACGUCUCAGCUCCACACUGAUCUGCACCCUGCCAUGCAAAUACAUGUAGGCCACCUUUAAAUAUAAGUUGGUUUUUGUUCCCACAUUUUACCAUGCACAUGCCAGUAUAUUAGGCUAGAGCUCACCUCUGCCUUUAAGGCCCAACUCCAACACAAUAUUUCUCGAUUAUUUCAUGAAUUUCGUCACACAUUUUGUAUCUCACAGCGGCCAUGUAAUGUCUAUUUUAUUAUUUAUUUUGUCUGAACACCAAUGAAACACCAAACCAUUUCACUUCAAAAAGGCACCAUAUUAUGUAACCAUAGCAACAGUGAUCUUUUCACAUUUCGUGUGAAAAGUUGUCAUGUUUCCACUCUAAAGGUCACCUGGUAUAUCACUGAUGUUUAUAUAAUGAAAAUUUUUAUUUGUCUUACUUGGCUUAUAUGCCUGUUAACAAGAGAGACCAACUCAAAUCAUCUUUACCUGAAUCUCAUGAGCUCCAAGUGUAAUUAUGGCAGCGCAAACAGAAACAGGCUGAUACUACUGUAGCUUAAUUGCUUAAUUAAAGACUUUUAACCCACUGCAGGUUCAGAAAUAGUAAAGUCGGUCUUAUUGAAUUAACACCUGAAGAAGGUAACUCCUUCAUUUUUUCAGUUUCAUUUAUCAUUGAUGGAUAAGGAUAUUAUUAUUACAGUUACCAUGUAACUAGAGAGGGUACAAAUGGUACAAAGUUGAAGAAAAUGGGUUUAACAUGCGAUGAGAGUGAGACAAUAAAAUUAUCAGAG